AUUUUUAAGCUGUGUGAGACCUGAGGUUGUCUCAGCUAGAUUGCUAUAGAUCGCAUCAGGAAGCAUAGCGCCGGCCGGUCGCGAGAAACAAAGCUGACAACGACGAUAUGAUGCCGCAGCUGCGUAGCCUCGUCGCGCUGCUCCUAGUGGCCACGGCAGUCGCCGCCGUCGUGGCCGUCGCCGCAGCCGGUGGUGGGUUUGUCGUCACCGGCCGCAUCUACUGCGACAACUGCCGCGCCGGGUUCGAGACCAACAUCUCCCACGCCAUCCAAGGCGCGACGGUGGAGAUGGAGUGCCGUCACUUCGAGUCGCAGCAGAUUCACGACAAGGCACAGGCGACGACGGACGCCGGCGGGUGGUACAAGAUGGAGAUCGCCGGCGACCACCAGGACGAGAUCUGCGACGUGAGGCUGCUCAAGAGCCCCGAGGCGGACUGCGCCGAGAUCGAGGUCAACCGCGACAGGUGCCGCGUCCCACUCACCGGCAACGACGGCAUCAAGCAGAGCGGCGUCCGAUACGCCAACCCCAUCGCCUUCUUCCGCAAGGAUCCGCUCCCCAACUGCGGCGAGCUCCUCCGAGCUUACGACCUCUAUAACGAGACGUCUGAGAAUUCCUAGACAUCCAUCAUCAGUUUUCCUUCUUUUUUUUCUUUUUUUUUUAAAUGGUGGUUUCCUCUUCCAUCCAUAUAGCACAUUUAAUUUGUUCCAUUGAUGCAUGGAUGUUAUAUUAAUUAGCAGACAGCUUUCCUAAAAAUAAAAUAAUAAGUUCCAUCUCGCAUUAUUUUAGUAGCUGCUUAUCUUUUUUUUUUCACGUUUCCUAGGUGUCAGGCGCCUGAAUGUUUAGGGUGCGUCCGUUAUUCUUCAGUCCAUGCAGCAUCAAUACAAAUAGAUUGUGACCAA
Messenger RNA from Sorghum bicolor (sorghum), 899 nucleotides. Its product is annotated as major pollen allergen Lol p 11. The transcript has 2 exons. Lineage: Eukaryota; Viridiplantae; Streptophyta; Magnoliopsida; Poales; Poaceae. The coding region runs from base 108 to 617 and encodes 169 amino acids. The record is from RefSeq and is a predicted model, not a curated record.